ACAAUCGCAGAUAAUCAUAGCCGUUCAGCUUUUGAUGUUGCUCGGGACAAGGGACAUGUCCUAAACCCAUGCUUCUCAGAGUAGAUCCUAUGGCUGCCAUUGCACUGUGCACAAAGAACAUAUCUCAGCUCUCCACAAACAUCACAGACACUAUUGUUUCCUACAAUGGGUAACCCACCAAUCAGCUUACUCAACUCACCACUCUCAUUCAUCUCCUUGAUCUCCUCGGCCCCACCAACAUACUUCCCUCCUAAGAAAACUGCAGAUGAUGAAUUCUGGGAUGAAGAUGUUAAAAGAGAUUCUCCCCCCUUCUUGAAGAGCGUACUACAUGGCCAUUUCCCCAUUUCUGACUUCUCUAUCUCCAUUAAUGGAGAGGCCGAGUUCAGGCCCGGAAUUGUCACCCUCGAUGGUCACGCCGACGAUUGGAAUGAUAUUGAUGGAUUCGAGUUCUCUCUUCUUCCUGCUCUGGACCCCGAUGACGAUAAAGAGUACAAGGGUGGAAAAAUGACCGUUAAGGCCUUGCACGAUGGUAAGGAUUUGUUCUUCUUGUUGCAAGUUGAUGGGGACUAUGCCUACGCGAAAGGCAAUAACAAUAAAUGCCCAUCUGUGGCCCUCAUGUUUCCAAUCGGUGACCACGCCACCUACCACAAUAUGGGUGGUUGUAAGGAAGGAACUAAUUCUUGCACCAGUAAAACUUGCAAAGGCCACGAAGUAGACAUGAUGCAUUUCUCAAUUGGAAAUGCUAUUCCUGGACGGCUCUAUGGUGGGAAUCUGAUAGACAACAGAGAUGGAAAUGGUGGUGACAGGUUUGGCCAUUUGGUCGAUCUAUAUGCAUGGAAUCCACACUGUAGAUACAUUGAUGGAAUUGGUCCUUCAGGAAAUGAUUCUAGUGCACAGAAUAAUUGGAAGGGGGCAUGGUGGCACACUAUCUUUACUGAUCACUCAGGUUUUGUAGAGGAAGACAGUCCUUAUGGUUCUGAUGGUCAAAAAGGCACUUAUUUAUUUGAAUUCUCUAGGCCUUUAAGAACCAUGGAUCGUCUCCAGCAGGAUGCUCAAUUUACAAUUAGUGGAUCUAGCAAGAUGGCUGUUGCAUUCUGGUAUCCUGUUGAUGGGAUUCCAUGGCAUGGAUCUGGUCAUUUUUCUAUCAACUGUGAUUGGAUACCCUUAGAUAUCUCUCCUGGCAGUUCAAUGCUAUCACCAGGCGGCUCAGGAGAUGUGGGCGGUGCCAUAGCCCUUCUAUUUUCAGUAGUGUCUUUAUGCAUCUCUGUUUUUGUGGGAUAUAGAGUCGCUAGACCUAAGGGUAUCCCUUUUACACCCGUUGGGACAACCAUGGAGAACCUUUAGAAGAGCAGUAUGGGUGUGAAACUGUACUACAAGGUGAGAGUUGUACUUCUCAGUUUUGUACUUUGGUCACUACCACAUCACUACAUUUUAUAUUGCAAGUUAAUUGUUAGUUUAUUCACA
Molecule: messenger RNA, 1464 nt
Organism: Manihot esculenta (cassava)
Lineage: Eukaryota; Viridiplantae; Streptophyta; Magnoliopsida; Malpighiales; Euphorbiaceae
Exons: 11
Coding region: 166-1344 (392 amino acids)
Molecular function (GO): heme binding
Source: RefSeq, a predicted model, not a curated record